Molecule: messenger RNA, 1951 nt
Organism: Octopus sinensis (East Asian common octopus)
Lineage: Eukaryota; Metazoa; Mollusca; Cephalopoda; Octopoda; Octopodidae
Product: ectonucleoside triphosphate diphosphohydrolase 1
Exons: 8
Coding region: 435-1922 (495 amino acids)
Biological process (GO): nucleoside diphosphate catabolic process
Cellular component (GO): membrane
Molecular function (GO): UDP phosphatase activity; GDP phosphatase activity
Source: RefSeq, a predicted model, not a curated record
CCACCACCCCUACCACUACUACCACAACGUCUACUUCACCCCAUCGACCAGCGCCUCUACUUUCUGCCGUCAGUGACUGUGGCAGAUGCUGUUAUCAGAAGCUACCUUCGGAAUCUUUAAACUGUCUGUCACAGAAAGACCAAGCUCGUACACUUAAGCGAGAAAGAGGUGGCCCAUCGCUUUUCUACCAGGCAGCUAUACAUACAUAAUAUAUAUCAUAUAUAUAUAUAUAUAUAUAUAUAUAUAUAUAUUAUAUAUAAAUAUAUAUAUAUAUCGCAUAUAUAUAUAUAUAUAUAUAUAUAUAUAUAUAUAUAUAUAAAUAUAAAUAUAUAUCACAUAUCUAUCUAUCUAUCUCUACACAUCAUCUCUAUAUUUCUCAUACAACUUAUUAUCAACUAACUACCCGUUUCAUAUCCAGAAUAAAAAAAGUCAGGAUGAUCCAGCACUGGCUGUGUAUGCCUUUGAAAGAUUCAUGGAUGUCUCGGCGUCGCCACUUCUCUCAGUCAAUGUCGCACACACAACUACACACGCUUAUCUUCGUCACCUUUAUGUGCCUAUUCGUCAGGUGUUGCACUAGCAGUGCAACACCACUCGACUACAAAUACAGCGUUUUCAUGGACGGGGGCUCCACAAGUACUAAACUCAGGGUAUACAAAUGGCAGACACCCAGUUCACGAGACGACAUACCACACUUCACUCAGAUCAGUGUGUCUCGUCAUACCCCGGGUAUCAGCGAAUACAGUGACAACCUCACAGCUAUAGCAUCCUAUAUUCGGCCCAUGAUUCACGAGUCGAUGGAACUCGUGCCAAAAGAUCUCCACAAAAUAACUCCGAUAUAUUUCAUGGCCACAGCUGGUCUGAGAGUAUUAAAAGGACAAAUGUCACUGAAAAUUAUCAGGCAGCUGAACAUGUUCCUAGAAAAUUCAGAAAACAACCCCUUUCUUUUCCGGCGAGGACAGGCACAAGUCCUCUCUGGUGAAGAAGAAGCGGUGUUUGCUUGGAUUGCAGUCAACUACCUCCGUGGUUUCUUCCAUAAACAAGAGAACACCAGUGUGGGAGUUCUCGAAAUGGGUGGCGGUUCCACGCAAAUCGUUUUCGUUCCUAAAACGCCUAUCUACGCCAACAAGUUUAUCGCCCAUAUUGGUUCCACUUACUACCAUACCUACGCACACAGUUAUCUAAAUUUUGGACAAGCUUAUCUAAUCGAACGAGUCCAAGAUCAUCUUCUUCAGCAAAGCGGUACAAAUGACAGUGUCUUAGACCCGUGUCGCCUAAGGGGUGACAACACAACAGUCAGCGACGAAAACGGCCGAUCUAUAGUAAUGAUCGGAAACGGAAACGCAGAAAGCUGCCGGGAAAUUCUAGAAGACUUCUUGAACAAACAGCCGCCGUCCGAUUGCAGUCCGAAACCGUGUAGUAUAGGUACCACUUAUCAAUCUCCGCUUGGUGAUACCAUAUUCUACGCCGUUUCUGCCUUUGUUUAUCCAACCAAUCAAAUCAAUUCCACAGACGCCGAUGAACGUCUUAACAUGGAUCUGAUGAUUAAAAAUACGAAAACCUAUUGUGAAAUGACGAUAGAUGAGGCUGUUGAAGUGACUGGUGCUAAUCCCAAAUAUGCCUCGAACAAUUGUAUCAGCGGAGUGUUUAUACCAUUACUUCUGAAGAACGCUUAUGGCUUUCCUCAAAACACAACCUCAAUUUAUAUGAAGAAAAAAAUCAACAAUAAAUCACCAGAUUGGUCGCUUGGUGCACUUAUUUACCAGUCAGAGCAGAAACGAGACGAAUGUGAGGUGCCGAGUCUAACUGCACCCACAACUACUAUAACCAACUCCGGGUCCCUAAAGCUGUCCCUAACGAACGGAAUGACAGCCAUAUUUGCUGUGUUUAUAUUUCAUCUGUAUUUCUUGUGUCCUCUCUUAUGAUAAAUAAAAAAAAAUUCUUUGGUAUUUAA